This is a messenger RNA of Macadamia integrifolia, 1077 nucleotides long. RefSeq names its product ankyrin repeat-containing protein BDA1-like. Gene Ontology annotation, molecular function: protein binding. The record is from RefSeq and is a predicted model, not a curated record. Bases 1 to 1077 code for a protein of 358 amino acids. NCBI's taxonomy places the organism in Eukaryota, Viridiplantae, Streptophyta, Magnoliopsida, Proteales, Proteaceae. The transcript is spliced from 2 exons.
AUGGAUGAAAGCUUGAUCAAUGCAGCUAAGGCAGGAGAUAGAAGCCACCUAUAUGAAUUACUUAGGCAAAAUGCAUUUAUUCUUGAAGUCUUCGAUCAAAUCCCUUUUGUUGAUACUCCUUUGCAUGUUGCCAUAUUAGCUGGCCAAACCCAUUUUGUGGUGGAAGUGAUAAACCUAAAGCCUUCAUUUACUAAGAAGCUAAACCAGGAUGGGUUUAGUCCUUUGCACUUGGCUGUUGCAAAUGGACACUUUGAAAUUGUGAGAGAGUUAUUGAGGAUAGACCAAAAUCUAUGCUUUUUAAGGGGAAGAGAUGACAAAAUUCCUCUUCAUUGCGCAAUAGAGAAUGGCAAAAUGGAUGUACUAGAUUUAUUGAUCUCUACAUGCCCAAAUUCUGUCACAGAGCUGAGUAUUGGGGGAGAAACAAUUCUUCAUAGAGCAAUGAAGAAUGGUAGGGUGGAAACCUUCAAGGCACUAGUGGAACGGCUUCCGACACUUAAGAUGACUAACAUUCUAGGUUGGAAAGACCAAGAAGGAAACACAAUCUUGCACGUUGCAAUUUCAUUGAGACAGCUUGAGAUGAUGGAGUUUUUAUUAUUGGGUCCUUGCCGCAAGAGUGUUAGGAAGGUAGCAAACGUCACAAAUGUGAGAGGUCUUACAGCCUUUGAUAUCUUUAGAGAGCUUGAUACAAGUCAUGAAGUUGAAAGAAAUGAUCGUCUGCGGUUGCGGAAGAUUGGAGAUAUCCUUAGCAGUGCUAGUGGACCUAAGAGAUGUAGAUGUAUUCUUGCAUCCGCAUGUUUUUGUUGUUGUGGUGGUUGUAAUCUCAUGCGAUGUGUGACCAAGAAAUUCAAGGUGAAUAAAGGUACCCCGACGACCUCCUCGUCUGGCGGCGCCACCGCGACAGACAACAUCUCAGCAUUCAUUGAAUUGGUUAAGGCUGCUAACUAUGCAGCAUUUACCUUGUCCUUCAUACUAAUUUAUAACCUCACAAAUGGAUUUCCCUUGCGCAUCCCAGUACGAAUGGCCUUGAUAUUUAUGUUAUGGGUCAUCAGUAAGGUUGAAUCCAGAACCAGGAUAUGA